Microtus ochrogaster (prairie vole) is the source of this 5365-nucleotide messenger RNA. RefSeq names its product Myb/SANT DNA binding domain containing 2 (gene Msantd2). The transcript has 4 exons. NCBI's taxonomy places the organism in Eukaryota, Metazoa, Chordata, Mammalia, Rodentia, Cricetidae. The coding region runs from base 3744 to 4733 and encodes 329 amino acids. The record is from RefSeq and is a predicted model, not a curated record.
GGACUACAUGCAUGCUAGCUGGUUCGAUGCCCAGAACUGAAUGCUGUGCUCCAGCUGUGGUCUCACCGGUGCUGACUAGAGAGGAAGAGCCACCUUCAUAGCUUACAUGUGAUUCCUCUGCCUAGACAACCCAAUACUGGAUUUGCUUACUUUGGCAAGAUAGCUGCAUUGUGCACUGUAUUUAAUGUUACGUGUACUGUAACCCUGGGUCUUUCUCUGCAUUGCUGCCGUCAAACCUCAGUCCUGCCAAUCUAAAAGUCCUGCCUUUGUGUACCCGCCCUCUUCCCCAUAGACCCCCCCCCCCACAUUCAUUCACAACGGAUGUCAUCUUUUUACUCUCUAAUUCCCUUUUACUUUAAUCUUAAACUCUGGCAAGACUUUCACUCUGUCCUAUAAAUUGUCAGCUGUCAGCCCCCUCCCUCCCCGCUUUGGGAAUGGAGCACCCCAGAAGCCUUUUCUCUAGUUCUUUUCCAUUUGUAGUCCUGUAACCCAAGCAUUUGGUAUGGUGGAUUCAUAAGCUUUCACCUGGUGUCUGUGAGUCAGGUGCUGGGAAUAACUCUGGUUGGCCCCUGAAGUUCUUGCCUUGCUUAGUCUAGAUUUCCUCAACUCCUCGGGACCUCUGUCUGGGUGGAUAGUAUAGUUUUACAGCCCCUCCUCCAGCGAGGAGAAGCAAAUGGACUGCCAACUUAAUAGAGAGAUUCCUAAUAGACAGAAAGAAGUUAACUAUUGUCGUUUAAUAGAAUAGCCUUUAGUUUUUAAGUUUUCCAGUAGAGAUCAAUUUGCUAUACAUUUCUGACGUGAGUGAGGUAAAUGAAGGAAGUGAAGCAAGAUUUUUUUAAUGUUAAGUAGGCUGUGGUUCACCGGGAAAGCCAAAAUGUGUAUCUUGUUGGAUUUGGUAGCUUACUGCAGGUGGGAGCUGCAGCCUCGUUUUCCUGGACUCUGGAGCAUCCUGAUGCCUGAUUUAGAGAAGGGUUUGUUUAGGAUUGUUGAUACAGCCGCCCAGUCUUUUAAUUAUAUGCUUUGAUUAAGCAUUUGGAGGAUAAUGUAUUCUAUAAUCUUUUCUGUGGGUGGUAAGAAUUGGAAGGUCUCCAAAUGUCCUUUUUAUCUGUGUCUGAGCUCUCAAAGUGAAUCCUAGUGGGUCUUAGGGUAGCAGUUAAGACACCUCAACCCCUCCCCACACCGUCUUAGUGGAUGUUCCCUGUUUAAACAGACUGUCCUUGAGUUUUGGGCAUUAUCAGACCUACAAGGUACUGUUUACAUGUAUUUGUAUCUUGAAGGAGAGAAAGUUGAUUUGAAAAUUUUAAUUUUAGUGCCAUUUCAGUACAUCAGAUUAUUAUCAUGGUUUUAGACAUCACUAAACACCUGGUAGAUGUCAGCACAUUGUAAGCAUGUGUUGCAGGUGUAUAUUACAACUAAGAGGUGUGUAUAGCUGCCAGAGACUGCUGAUUUUAGUAUUCGCAACUACAUAACCAAAGGAAAUUAUAAGCUCAGUUUGGUGGCUUUGAAGAAUGUCCUUUCUCUGGUUCCUCCCCAUGCAUAUUAUCAAAAUUUGGUGAACUUAUUUUUGAUCAAGAGAACGAAAGUUUGCAAAUAUAGGAAGAAAUUCAUAGAUGUGCUUGUGCCUCUGUCACUUCCUCAUAAGUACGGUGCCUUUCUAAAAGGAAACGUUAGUUUUGUUCCUUAGCUUCUGGAGUAGCCCUCUGUGACAGGGCCAGUCAACUGGACUUUGGUGUUCUGUAGGCAGCCAGUAAGUAGUGAGACCAUCUCCAUUUAUGGUCUCAGAAGAGGGAAAGGGACAGGACUGGAACUCUCUAUUUACAGUCCUUAGGAAUCAAGAGUGGUUGGGGUGUUCUUGGAGGCAGAAACUAGGCAUUGUAAGAUAAAAAUAAAUUGUCAGGGGCUGUUUGCAAUUCAAAUUCCUAUCUCUGAGGAGGGCAGAGGGUGCUGGGAAAGGGGGGUAUGUCCAGAGUCAAGUGAGAUUUGCAGUGCUUGUCUCUUUCCUUUGGGAGAUUUGACCAUGACACGCAUUUUCCAAGUUUAUGUUUCUGGAUUAUUCUAGAAAGUUUUGUUAUGGGGUCAUGAUUCUCUGUUGCAAAAAGAAAGCUGAGAUGACUUUCAAAGAGUUUGUGGGAAGCCUCGCUCUCUGUAAGGUACCAUUUGAGGCUGUGGGAGAGGUGCUAUGAAAGGGGUGCUGUUUGGGGGAUGACCAUGUCUCAUGCUUUUCCUAUUUAUUAUUCUUUUUGCCUGUGUGGAUUUCUGGCCUCAAGGGACAGAUUUAAAGAGUCUUUGAGGGAGUGUGGUAGACUGUCAGCUGUCAUUUAAAGGCACUGCACUCUUCAUGGAGAUGCCCUCACGACCCAGACUUGGUUUCAUUUGGUGAGAAUAGGUCAAGUAUUGGCAUAUGGAAGGCAGUCUCUCCUUUAGGAGAAUCAGAUAUUCCUGAUAACACAUAUACAUUAAGUUAGAGAUAAAUUAGUUUUAACAGUUCAGUUAGAAAAGUUAGAUUUUUGUCUCUCAAAAAAAUUCUGAGUGAAACACUAUAUAGUAGAAAAGGGAUUGGAAGGAAGAACGGGAGGCGGAGACAGGGAGAGCCUGAGCGAGACCAGAGCGUCAAGCUGAGACAAGGCCCUCGAUUCAUCUUUUGGUAGAUGUACCGAGAAAGAUAGCAGGGGGUGUGCGCCCGUCACUUCGGGACCCUGGCUAGUCUGAGAUAUGUACUGGAAUGAGAGGCCGUGAGAACUGAGAGCUGAACCAGGCCGCGUUAGCCAGGUUUGUCCUUGAGCUUGCACAAUGGUAUCUGCUGUGUGUCAGGUGACAGAGAAAGAGCAAGAUGACCGUCUCACCUCCUAGAAAGAUUGUUGGCCCUGCUUGUUGGUUUGUUUAGUUGACAAUUUCAGCUGGUAGACGAGUAAAAUGUAGGUAUUAAUGUAAUACUUACUUCUUGGUCAUUGGGUCUGACAUUGGAGACUUAGGACAUUUUUGAUUUGAUUUCUUUUUAAAUUGUAGAAGUUUUUACCAUGACAGAGUGAGUUAGUGAGGAACACAGACUCUGUAAGGGAUCUGUCUUGUUAGCUACUUGUCUAGGCAACUGUUUUCCCCUGUACUCCUUACCCAAGGGUAAGGAAGAUGUUCUUCACUUGGGGAAAUUCUUUUUUCUGUCCUUCCCUCACGUUUUCCAAAUUCUGGGCACCAUAGCAGCUCUCUCUUGUGGCAGGUGUGCAUCCUAUUGGCUGGCUGGUAUUUCUUUUUUUUCCUCCCCCUUAUCCUUUUUAAAUGGGGGAGGGGGCAUAUAAUAUGUGUAUGUGGGAAAAUGCAAUAAUGUUGUAAUGUUUCUUGUUGUUUUAAUUGAUAAUUGCAAAAUAAUUGUUUGAAUUAUAACAUGUUUGAGUAAAUGCUAAAUUAGUAUUUUUCUAAUAUAAUAAUGAAUUUGAAAUCUAGUAUUCCUGUAACAAUGUGUCUGUGUUUGUCUGUCUGUGUCUGUCUGAUAGUAAUUAAUAUCUGUGGUCCGUAUCUGGAGGAGGAAGUACAGCUUUAAAGGAAUAACAAAAGACUUUGUGUCUUAGACCCUUCGCAGGUGUUACAGUCGGGUGAAAGAACAUGGUGUUGGGAAAAGAAAGAGCAGUUACACAUUUGAACAGUUGGAACAGGUGUUUGGUCAGGGAGGAUGGGAUGCUCAGCCCUGCCAGCCUGUACUUAUUAACAGUAGUGGCUUGUACCAGGAGCUGGAGUCAGAUGGCAGCACUAUGGAGGACUAUUCACAGGAGGACUGGGGAAACCACAGUCAGGAUCUCCAUGGCUAUCCAACAGAUCAGGAAUUGGAUGAAAUGCCAGUUUCAAAGAGAACAUUAAAAAUAAAACAAGAGUCUCCUGAAGAAGCACAGAAACGAGACACCAUGCAGAAUAUUGUACAGAUUUUGGAGUCAGUACAGUUGAAAUGGGAACUGUUUCAGAGUUGGACAGACUUUUCAAGGCUCCAUCUUUCCAAUAAAUUGGCCAUUUUUGGAAUUGGCUAUAACACCCGCUGGAAAGAGGAUAUCCGUUACCAUUACGCUGAGAUCAGUUCCCAGGUGCCCCUUGGUAAGCGUCUUCGGGAGUACUUCAACUCUGAGAAGCCUGAGGGACGAAUAAUCAUGACCCGAGUGCAGAAAAUGAACUGGAAGAAUGUUUACUACAAGUUCUUAGAGAUCACCAUUAGUGAAGCGAGGUGCCUGGAGCUGCACAUGGAAAUUGACUGGAUACCCAUUGCCCACUCCAAGCCAACGGGUGGGAAUGUUGUUCAGUAUUUACUGCCAGGAGGGAUUCCGAAAAGUCCAGGUCUUUAUGCCAUUGGCUACGAAGAAUGUGUUGAGAGGCCCCUCACCCCAGAUGUCGAGCGCCAGGCCCUGGACCCAGGAAAAGAAGGCCGGGUUGGCCUGGAAACCCUCUCAGCACAAGCCUCGUUGCACGUGGAAGUAGAACCCACCCGGAUCAUCUACUGCUACCUCGGAAUCGCUGAGGUCAGGACUCUGCAGCAGUGCUUGUUUUUACAUUUCCAAGCAAAUACCAAAACCUUCAGUAAAGAGUGGGUUGGUAUUAAUGGAUUUUUGUCUCAGAACUGUAUUGUGGAUCCUGGAAUUUCCCCCAAAUCCAUCUAUAUCAAAUUUGUAGAAGUAGAGAGGGAUUUUCUUUCUGCUGGCUCAUUAGUUGAGUGUCUGGAAAAAGCCAUUGGAUAUCCCUUAAAAUUUAACAACUGAGUGUCAUCCUUCAUAAGGAUUUGGGCGUGUGCAUUCUUCUCCAUCCUUCCUGUUCCCCAGACUACCCCCAGUACAGAUGCUGCCCUCAGCCUCUCCGUGGGAACUCUGUCCACGAUGAGACCAAUGCAACAUCUCAAGCAGCAUAGCAGACACUGGGCAGAAAGGCAGACCUCACCUGAAAUGCUCAUUUCGAGCAAGCAGGUCUUGCAUGGUGGGUCAGUUCUUUUUUAAAAAAAGAAAACAUUGAUUUUUAAAUGGAUUUUAGAGCCCUGAAAUGAACAAAUGUAGGUACAUUCCAUAUUGGACAAAACUUAUACUUUGAGUUUCAUAUGAAAUUGAAAAUUGUAUUUUUUUCACAAUGUUUCAUUUUUACACAUCUCUAUAAGUAUUAUUUACAACCUUGAAUAAAUAAGCAAUAGAUAAUGACAAGUAAAUCUUGAAUCACAGUAAAUAAGGCUGUUUUUCAAUAUUACCUUUAGCUACUAUUGUAUAUAAUUUAGAGUUUCAUCUUUUUCACCAACCAAGUGUUUUGCUAUUUCCAAUCAGUGUUGCCUGCAAAGACUUUUGUUUAUGUGAUGUACGAUUUUUAUGGUUGUGUUACCAUUUAAAUUAAAAAAAAUAUUAAAGGAAUU